AUGAUCGGCCGCUGCCCCUCAGGAGUCGUUCUUGUCCUGUCCUUGGCCAGCGGUUUAGCUGACCCAUGCCGAAACAAUGCCUUCCCAAUGAUUUCGACUUGCCUUGGCAUCGCGCUGUCUGAAUGCACUACAACAACAACCACGGCUUCUAGCACGGAAACUUCGACAUCCUUGACGGGUUCCACACACACCAGCACUACGAUCACCGUCACGACCACUUGCUUCUAUGACUGCGGCGAGGACUUGGACAAUUGGGAGCGUGCAUGGUCUGAGAAGAAGAAGGCGUGGUGUUGCGAGCGUGAGCGGCUAGGCUGUCCUUCAACAUCAACGACAUCCUCGACAGUCGUCAGCAGCACUUCUAGUACGUCGGCUUCCGGUACAAGUACAAGCACUUCCAGUGGGACAACAUGGCUUGAUUGCCAAGCCGGGCUGAGCAACUGGCAAGCGGGCUGGUCUUCUUUCAAGCAGCAAUGGUGCUGUGAGACUCAGCUCGUGGCUUGCCCCCCAGAAACACAAACCAGCAGCACAGCAACGAGCGCAACGAGUACAUCCCUGACCACAUCCUCCACAUCCAGCACAGCUUCAACGUCGAUGUCUACAAGCAGCACCCGUACCGAUACCACAUCCAGCACAACCACACCUACCACCACCAUCUCAAGUUCGCACACAACCAGUACCACGAGUACCACCACAUCCUCCAGGUCCAGCACUACUUCAACCUCGCAGUCUACAAGCAGCACCCAGACGGGUACUACAUCCAGCACGGCGACUGCCACAGCCACCACAUCAAGUUCCAGCACAAACACCACCACCAGUACCACUACAACGGCCACGGUGUAUUUCAACUGUAGUAUCGAUUUCUAUAAUUGGGAAUUACUUUGGUCUGUGAGGAAGAUGGAGUGGUGUUGCGAGCGAGAGCAGCGGGGCUGCCCUUCCACGACUUCGACGACAGGUACAACAAGAACUGAGACAACAUCCAGCUCUACGAAAACAACCAAAACCACGUCUAGCUCCACUACUGGAACCAGCUCCACCACAUCGAGCAUCAUGACGACAACAGUGACCACCACAUGUUGGUUCGACUGCACCGCAGAAUACGACAACUGGCAACAGGCGUGGUCGGACAAGAAGCAGGCGUGGUGCUGUCGAGAGCAGCAGCGCGGCUGCCCCGCUACGACUAGUACUACUGGUACCAGCUCAUCCGUCUCCGCCACGACCACGUCCACCAUCACCCUCUCCACCACGACCAUCUCCGCAACGACCAGCUCCACGUCCUCAUCCGCCACCAGCACUGCUACAACUUCCACCACACGUGGUUUCAAUUGCAGUGCCGGGCUAGACAACUGGCAGACGGGCUGGUCGGAUGCGAAGAAAGCGUUUUGCUGCCACGCUGAGCAGCUGGGGUGUCCGCCCAGUACGACAACCGUGUCUACACUGACAAGCACAUCUAUCACUUCCUCCAGCACAUCAUCCAGCACGUCGUCGUCAACACAGCUGCCAAUUUCGUGCCAAGCAGUUUUCGCGAGCCUGCCCACCAAUGCCUGCGACAGAGCGGCCACCGACGGAUGUAUGGCCGACGGGUCAAUUCAGGCCGCACUGGAAGGGCGCAGCACCUGUGAUACUUUGUCCGACGAUGGUUUAAGUUGCCCUGGCACGGCUGGAGUCGUUAGCGAGACUGUUGCUUGUCGUGCUUGUGCGACCCUGCUGCUGCAAGACUGGGGCGAACUAGGGCAACAACUUACCGGCGAAAUUCGUUGGAGUUCAUCGGCGACAUGUCAGCCGAAUACAUCGGCAAUCGAUGGCUACAACGUCUGGCUCAUCGAUGAGUGCGGUACGCAACUGCAGCUGAUCGGAACCGUUGCCAAGAAGCAGGUGCAGGAAUGGCUGCCAGAAAAUCCGGAUUGCUGCCAUCCAUCCUGGAAUUCCCUUUACGUGGAUGCAGCACACUUGCCGGAAGCAGUCGCCGGCUUUGUAGUUACGGCGCACCAGGGUGGUGCGGACAUCGCUGUGCCACUCCUACCCAUUUUCCUCAAGGAUCUACUCCGAGGCAUACCUACAACAACGACGAGUGCGCCUGAGACCGCUACGACCACCAGCUCAAGCUCAAGCUCAAGCACCACCACGCUUUCCAUGUUAGUUCUUCGAGGCGGGAUGAGCCUAAGCCUCCCGAAUGCUGCAGUGUUGGAUCAUGUCGACGACAUCGCAGAGGCGGUCAAGGAAAUGGUAGCCGUCGUGCUUUUGGGAGACGCAGCGACGCCGGAGGAGGUGGCAAGGCUGCAGGUCAAUUUAACAACGACUUCGGGCUCGAUCUCAAGGCUCCUGACACCCUUAUCGCGCAUCAACGCCGAUUACGUGUGGCCAAUGCCGCGCAAUGACAUCCUGCAGGAAGGGCUCGUGUCGCUGAAGCAGUUGAAUGCGGACAUUGCUACCGAGACCCUUGCAGAGGUUUUGCAGCAAUUCCCGGCACUGGCAGACAUCCCCUUGAUGAUCGAUUCGGUGAUUCCUGUCGUUGUGGUGGAUUCGGGCUCGACAUCAACUUCGACGCUUUCUCUUACGACUUCGCAGGCAUCAACGACAACAUCUGCCACAAGCAUCUGGAGAACCUCUGCGCCAACGGCUGCGACUAGCACAAGCUCGGGCACCAGCACGCCUUCCAGGGGAUCGACAUCAACUUCAACGCUUUCCUUCACGACUUCACAGGUAUCGGUGACGACAUCUGCGACAAGCAACCUGCAAAGCAGUGCUUCAGCAUCAACGACAACAUCUGCCACAAGCAUCUCGCGAACCUCUACGUCCACCAUGUUAACGGCUGCGACUAGCACAAGCUCGGGCACCAGCACGCCUUCCAGGGGAUCGACAUCAACUUCAACGCUUUCCUUCACGACUUCACAGGUAUCGGUGACGACAUCUGCGACAAGCAACCUGCAAAGCAGUGCUUCAGCAUCAACGACAACAUCUGCCACAAGCAUCUCGCGAACCUCUACGUCCACCAUGUUAACGGCUGCGACUAGCACAAGCUCGGGCACCAGCACGCCUUCCAGGGGAUCGACAUCAACUUCAACGCUUUCCUUCACGACUUCACAGGUAUCGGUGACGACAUCUGCGACAAGCAACCUGCAAAGCAGUGCUUCAGCAUCAACGACAACAUCUGCCACAAGCAUCUGGAGAACCUCUGCGCCAACGGCUGCGACUAGCACAAGCUCGGGCACCAGCACGCCUUCCAGGCUUGUUCUUGAAGGCGGCAUGCGCCUAAGCCUUCCGAAUGCUACGGCGUUGAACCUUGACGACCUCUUGCAGGCCACCAAAGAGAUGUUGGCGCUCGUUGUUUUUGGAGACUCCGCGACGCCAGAGCAGGUGGCAAGGCUGCAGGUCACCUUGACAAACCCAGCGCCGGUCUCAAGGCGGCUUGAAGCAUUGCUAAACAUCAUCAUCACGUACACGGUGGUCCUGUUGAGCGACGACGAUGUCCAAGAGGCCCUCGAUUCGCUUGAAAGGUUGACUGUGUUGACUGCGACGGAGCUCCUUGCGGUGAUUCUACAGCAGUUUCCAGCACUGGCAAGCGUCGCGGUGCUGGUGGAAGAGCUGGUUCCCGUCGCCGUGGUGGACCCGGAGUCAACGUCGACUUCCACAGUGGUGACAUCUUCCUCGACUUCAACGACGACGCUGGCGAAUCCGGAUUCCGAGAAGCCGACUUUCCACCUUCCACAACAGUUAAGCAUGAGGGAUGCUACGGCGGAGGGUGAGGCAUCAGCACUCGUGGGCAUGAUCCUGGGGAUUCUGCUCAUCUUCCUGUGCAUCCUGGGUCUGGCACGGAAGUGUCUGCAAGCUCAGGAGAGCUCGCGGGAAGAACCCAUCACGACGGGUGCGUGGGACAUAUCUUCCCCGGGCCGAGCCGCUGGCGAUCAGGCCAAGCAGCGGCAGGCGGAAGGAUGUUCGCGCCACACUAUGACAAAUCCAGAGAGCUACGUAAUCACAACUCCCAGCGCCUCCUCCGACGUUACCACAUUCUCCGAUCCGAUACGUGUAAUCACAACUCCCAGCGCCUCCUCCGACGUUACCACAUUCUCCGAUCCGAUUGUCCUUUCAGAGGGUGUGUCCGCAGCCGACUGUGUGCUGCCAGGCCAGCUUCCGUUGGGUUGA
Molecule: messenger RNA, 4140 nt
Organism: Symbiodinium sp. CCMP2592
Lineage: Eukaryota; Dinophyceae; Suessiales; Symbiodiniaceae
Source: the annotation of a GenBank genome assembly